Molecule: messenger RNA, 431 nt
Organism: Closterium sp. NIES-67
Lineage: Eukaryota; Viridiplantae; Streptophyta; Zygnematophyceae; Desmidiales; Closteriaceae
Source: the annotation of a GenBank genome assembly
GAUAUCUUGGUUUAUUCCAAGACUGAAGAGGAGCACACUCAACACCUAAAAUGGGUGCUAGGGAAAUUGCGAGAACACAAGUUCGAUGCUCGUUUAUGGAAAUGCCAUUUCUACAAACGCGAGCUGGAAUACCUCGGUCAUCUUGUCGGGAACAACAGACUUAAAGUCGACCCCAAGAAGAUGGUGGCUGUUCAGAAUUGGCCCGUCCCACAAGACGUGGGUCAGAUCAGGUCCUUCCUAGGCCUGGCCAAUUAUUUCCGCCGGUUCUUGGAAAACUACUCGACUGUCGUUGCCCCUCUGACAGCACUCACCCGAAAGGGUAGUGCAUGGGAGUGGACUCGACAAUGCCAAGAGGCAUUUGACAAAGUCAAAACAAAGCUGACCAAUGCUCCGGUUUUGUAAACAACUCUGUCCAUGAAAGUACCCAUGAA